Messenger RNA from Panicum hallii, 1152 nucleotides. Its product is annotated as 3-oxo-5-alpha-steroid 4-dehydrogenase 1-like. The coding region runs from base 141 to 983 and encodes 280 amino acids. Lineage: Eukaryota; Viridiplantae; Streptophyta; Magnoliopsida; Poales; Poaceae. Gene Ontology annotation, molecular function: oxidoreductase activity, acting on the CH-CH group of donors. Gene Ontology annotation, biological process: lipid metabolic process. The transcript is spliced from 2 exons. The record is from RefSeq and is a predicted model, not a curated record.
CCAAUGCACCCUGCAUGCGGAACGCAAGGCUCUAAGCGCGCCCGUCCUCACACGAUUCGCGCGCGCCGUCCCCCGUGGCGAGCAGCAACGCGGCGGCUCACGCAGGCGAGGCACCGAUCGGGGAGAAGCCGGCCGGAGAGAUGUGGCCGUCGACGUGGCUCCCGUUCCUGUACCCGCCGCCGGCGUCGGUGUACGUGGCGGCGAUGUCGGCGGUGUCGCUCGUGUCGAUGGCCAACGCGGGCCUCGCCGAGCUCCGCGGCAACCACAUGGCCUACUCCAAGUUCUGGCACGUCGUGGCCGCGGGCGCGGGGGGCGACAAGCAGCGGCGGCAGGGCGGCGGCGGCGGGGCGCUUCUGAAGAGCCGGGAUGGGAUGCUGGUGGCCUACGCCCCCGCGCUCGUCGCCGCCGCAGCGUCGUUCGCCGUGCCCGGAGCCGUCGAAGGCGCGCGCGCGCAGAUCCUCAGCGCCGCGCUCGCCGUCCACUUCCUCAAACGCGUUCUCGAGGUGCUGUUCGUCCACCGGUACAGCGGGAGCAUGCCGCUCGACACGGCGGUGACCAUCGCCACCAGCUACCUGCUCAGCACGGUCACCAUGAUCUACGCGCAGCACCUCAGCCGCGGCCUCCCGGACCCUCCCGUCGACCUGCUCUACCCCGGCGUGGUCGUCUUCGCCGUCGGCAUCGCCGGCAACUUCUACCACCACUACCUCCUCUCGACGCUGCGAGACGGCGGCGGCGGCGGCGACAAGGGGUACAAGAUCCCCAGGGGCGGCCUGUUCGACCUCGUCACCUGCCCGCACUACCUCUUCGAGAUCACCGGGUUCUUCGGGUUCGCCAUGAUCGCGCAGACGGUGUACGCGCUCGCCGUGGCCACCGGAACGGCGGCCUACCUGGCCGGCCGGAGCUGCGCCACCAGGAGGUGGUACGAGUCCAAAUUCGAGGAGUUCCCGGCCAGGAUCAAAGCGUUGGUGCCAUUUGUGUUGUAGUGAUUAGUGAGCUAGUAGACAGCGCUACUCCAUAUGGUUUUCACAUGUACAAGAGAUUAUAGUGGUCAUCAGCUGAUAUUCAUUUGUUGCAGUCAGUGUAAACUUUUUGCAGCUAAAAUCCUACACACACAUGAUUAAGAAUUAAAGAUAAACAGGCCAGGUACCUUAA